Messenger RNA from Trichoplusia ni (cabbage looper), 1903 nucleotides. RefSeq lists its product as uncharacterized. Gene Ontology annotation, cellular component: chitin-based extracellular matrix. The record is from RefSeq and is a predicted model, not a curated record. Bases 339 to 1427 code for a protein of 362 amino acids. Gene Ontology annotation, molecular function: structural constituent of chitin-based larval cuticle. NCBI's taxonomy places the organism in Eukaryota, Metazoa, Arthropoda, Insecta, Lepidoptera, Noctuidae. The transcript has 5 exons.
GGCGCGAAACCUCCACCAGUCGUACCAAAGCCGGCGCGUGCGCAACACGCGUUCGUUAUUCAAAUUUCCAAUCUCAAUGCGAUCGCGUACGCGACGUUUCGUCUCCUAGUCUUUUGUUUUAAAAUUUGUUUAAAUGGAAGUAUUGAGGACACUCCUCAUUUCCCAUUGUAACGAUUCUGUUUAAAAUGGUGUGAAUAUGCUUUGUUAAACAAUAAAAGAAGUGUUAGUUCUACUUUCUUAAUCUAGACAAAACAAACCUUAACUGAGUAUUUGAUGUUGGACAUUAUUAAGCGAAAGACGUUCCGAUAAAAGAAGAACCGUCGAAACUGUGAUGAAAGAUGUUUAACCAGGAGUUAAUUGUUGUCUAUUUGGUGUUCGCUUGCAGUGUGCUAGCCUCGUUGGACGGUUACAGCAACCAGCAGGAUCCCGACCAGUUCCACAUACAGACCGAUGAAGACGACGAGCGCUACUUCUUGUAUCAGACUCACAAUGGCCAGUACAGGAAGGAGAGAAGGCUUAAAGACGGAUCUGUUGUAGGAACAACUGGCUGGGUGGGAGCUGAUGGCUAUUUACGGCUACAGGAUUACAUCGCCGACAGUCAGGGUUAUCGAAUAUACAAGUCUAAAACUGUUUAUGUUGGAGAAAACCGACCAAUAUCGGAGUCUUUGCAAAUAGCUAAGACAGCCCCAACUGAUUCUGGUUUCGGUGUGACACCGGCUCCAGCUCCUGCAGUGCAUCGCAAUCGAGGGCCGCCUCGUUUCACGUCUACCACACAAGCCCCACCGGUAUCAUCUUCAUACCGACCAACAGACACCUUCCCUAUAGAAGUAUCAGUGACGCCGCACCCACCAGCAUAUCCUCACCCUACUUCAACUCCCCAAGUUUACGUCUCACCUAACUCGAUAGAUUCGUCGACAACUACGUAUGACUUCAGACCGACGGUAGCACCGAUCACAGCGAGUGAAGCCGCAUCAACCCGCGGCCCCUACGACUAUGACUCAUCCAACACUAACACACUUGAUGACGGAUACUACGCGAGUGAUAGUAAACGUUACGACAUAUUUAAUCCAAAUUCGUACAGACACGCCGACGCUUGGUUGAGGCGACAGCAACAACAACAACAACAACAACAGCAGCAACAGCAGGGCAAUGUAAGACUCGGUGAUGGCUACACUCCUCAAUUCCCGACUUACGAUGGGGCCGCCUUCAGGAGAAACGGAUUCCGGUACUACCUGCCGAAACAGUAUCACGAGGAAGAAAGCAACCCUUCCAACGAGAGGACUGGAAGUUUCGGUUACGUAGACCCGUUCGGUAUUCGUCGAGUGAUUUACUACAAUACGGCACCUGGCGAAGGUUUCCAAGUACGCAAAAACAAUAGAUAUGUCGGUCACGAUGCGACCCCAUAUGAUCCUAGACCAGUGAAUUAAUGUGAAUUAGGAAUUUUACGUACAUUUAAGAAAUUGAAGUUACCUAAUUAUUUAUUCAUCAGUAUUUUUAGUUCCCAUGAACUAUUUAUGAUAAAGGAGACAAAACGAUUUAAUCGAACGAAGCGAACAAGUCUUAGCCAUUAAUUUGUUAUGAUAGUUGAAUCAUACGAGGAAAUUAUAGGUACAUAAUUUAAAAAUAUUUAAAGUCAAAUAGCGUAGAUAUUUUUUGCCAGUGACCAUGUUUUUCACUGCCUAAAUCAUGACGUACUACUUAAUUUUCAGUGCCAUUGUACUAUUAUAUAGAUAACCUAUGGUUUUAUUACCGUAUGCUUUUGUCACGACAAAAUGUUCAUCAUCUAUUUGUAAAUAAUAAAUAAAUUUAAAGAAAGUUGUCAAUUUUCAAAAUCGUGUUAGUGUGACGCUACGCUGUUAUCAACAUGCUUAAAAUGUGCUUUAUAUUAAAAUAAUACGAAAAC